Messenger RNA from Histoplasma capsulatum G186AR, 606 nucleotides. RefSeq lists its product as uncharacterized. Gene Ontology annotation, biological process: mitochondrial respiratory chain complex IV assembly. Lineage: Eukaryota; Fungi; Ascomycota; Eurotiomycetes; Onygenales; Ajellomycetaceae. Gene Ontology annotation, cellular component: mitochondrion; mitochondrial inner membrane. The transcript is spliced from 2 exons. The record is from RefSeq and is a predicted model, not a curated record. The coding region runs from base 1 to 606 and encodes 201 amino acids.
AUGGCGGAAGACUCACGGGAUACACAAUCUCCAAAAAACGACACAUCCAACGUCCCUCAACAAUUUGCGCCCACCAAAAAACCAAAACAUGAGUUCCCCAAGUCGCAGGUUGGAAAACUGUGGGAGGAGUUUGGAAACCCAGAAAAACCCAUCAAUCUGAUUCCCGGGGCUUAUGACUCGGCAGGAGGAAAGCCGAAGCAUGUGUCAUUUACAGAUGCCUUCAAGGGGAUGUCAUUAGAUGGGUUACUAUCGUUUUACAAAAUCCCUUGUGCGCGCGAUUCUCUCUUGGUUGGCAUUGGCACCGGUUUUGGCGCCGGCAGUCUCAAAGCAGUUCUUGGUGGAUUGCGGGCAGCAUGGCCAGCGUGCAAUUGGGCUGUGGGAACCUUCACCGUUACGUCGAUCGCGAUGUAUGAAUUUUGCCAGCGACGGAGAGUCCAAGAACGUGAUGGGAUGAAGGAGGCAGUAGAACUUAUGCGGGAUCUCAAAAUUAAGAAAUUACGAGAACGAGAGCGGGCGAAAGCGGAUGCAGAAGCAGCGGCGGCAGCAGCAGAAGAAGAACGGCGGUCGAAAAGCUGGACAAAUUUGUCAAACUACAAGUUCUGGUAG